CACAAAAACAAGUUGACUCCAAGGUACAGUUUGCUGGUGGGUUUGAUAUUAUUAGUCUCGAAAGUCUCAAUAAGUGGAGAUGGAGACAUCAAAUGUUCUGCGCGAAGCACAAGUACGGCCCGUGUACGACUUCGUUAUAGUGGGAGGCGGUGCUUGUGGGUGUGUACUAGCCGCUCGACUCUCGGAGGAUCCAAACCGCACCGUGUUGUUACUGGAAGCCGGAGGGGACGACCGUGAAGUGUCGGACAUCGCUGUCCCCAUACGAGCCCCUCAGCUUCAGCUCACUGAGUACGACUGGCAAUAUAAGGGCGUGCCUCAGGAAAAUGCUUUCAAGGCGUUCAAGAACCAGGUAUGUAAUAUUCCGCGAGGGAAGGUGUUGGGCGGGUCGGGCUCUAUCAACUACAUGAUGUUCAUGCGAGGCACCCCACACGACUUCGACACCUGGAAGAAUAUGGGCUGUACAGGCUGGGGUUACGCUGACGUCCUUCCGUACUUUAUCAAGUCUGAGCGUUGCCUCGCUGACCAUCUCGCUGAUUCAGACCACCGGGGCACUGAUGGGCCAACGAUUGUGAGUGAAGCUAAAAUGACACCUUUUGCCAACGUAUUUGUGGAAGCCGGAAAAGCCAUGGGCUAUCCGGGAACCGACUGCAAUGGCCCGAAUCCUUUGGGCUUCAUGGUGGUGCAGUCUAACAUUGGAGACGGCGUCAGACAGAGCUCCAGCAAAGUCUAUCUCAGAUCGGCCUUAGGGAGAGACAACCUCCACGUGGUUACACACUGCCACGUGACCAAGGUUAUCACAGACAACAGGAUCGCUCGCGCCGUGGAGUACGUCCGUACCUCCAGCAGACAGACGUACACGGUGAGGGCACGUCAGGAGAUCCUGCUGUGUGGUGGGGUGGUGGGCUCCGCUCAGAUCCUCAUGCUGUCAGGGAUCGGGCCGGCCGACCAUCUUAGAUCCUUAGGGAUUGACGUGGUCGCCGACCUCCCCGUGGGUGAAAAUUUCCAAGACCAUGUAGGAGUGGUGGGGUUGGAGUUUGAGAUAGAUAAACCUUACUCGGCUUUACCCCAGGAUGUCGAAUCGCAGGACACAAUGGACCGAUACGAAAAGCUACGAGCAGGUCCUCGUGCUACAAAUACGCUCGAUGCGGUGGGAUUGAUAAGAACGGAGGCUCAAAGCCCAGGCAAUCCGAAUCCAGACAUUAAUUUUACAAAUUUUUGCUUAUUACAAGGGGCUGGAGAUGUGCCUAGCUUAAAAAACAUGACUGAAAUGAAAGAUGAGGUCUGGGAAGCCAUUUUCGGUGGGAAUCGCGGUAAGCAUGGAUUCACCGUUUUCAUGUACGCUACGCACCCAAAGAGCCGGGGCACAAUCCGACUAAGGGACAGUGAUCCCAACUCCCACCCACUCAUCGACCAUAAGGCCUUGUCCCACCCUGAUGAUGUCAAAACCCUUGUGGCAGGUAUUAAAAUCUUGCUGAAACUCGUACAAACGAAACCUAUGAAGGAAAUAGGAGCUCGUUUUACGUCCCGAAUUUUACCUGGAUAUACAAAGACACCGUUCACGGACGAAUACUGGGAGGAGUUUGUCCGAAGUUUAACGUUCAUGACGUACCACCCUUCGGGGUCUUGUCGCAUGGGUCGGGCGAGGGAUGCGACCACGGUGGUAGAUCCACAGCUCAGAGUGAAAGGCGUGGAGAGGCUGCGAGUUGUAGAUGCCUCCAUCAUGCCGCAGAUUACCGCUGCUAACCUCUAUGCUCCGAGUAUCAUGAUCGCCGAGAAGGCCGCGGACAUGAUCAAGAGGAAGGGGCCCCAGUCCAAUCUGUGA
This is a messenger RNA of Liolophura sinensis, 1822 nucleotides long. Its product is annotated as L-sorbose 1-dehydrogenase-like. Gene Ontology annotation, molecular function: oxidoreductase activity, acting on CH-OH group of donors; flavin adenine dinucleotide binding. NCBI's taxonomy places the organism in Eukaryota, Metazoa, Mollusca, Polyplacophora, Chitonida, Chitonidae. The coding region runs from base 80 to 1822 and encodes 580 amino acids. The transcript is spliced from 11 exons. The record is from RefSeq and is a predicted model, not a curated record.